This is a messenger RNA of Pyricularia oryzae 70-15, 414 nucleotides long. RefSeq lists its product as uncharacterized. The record is from RefSeq and is a predicted model, not a curated record. Bases 1 to 414 code for a protein of 137 amino acids. Gene Ontology annotation, cellular component: membrane. The transcript is spliced from 3 exons. NCBI's taxonomy places the organism in Eukaryota, Fungi, Ascomycota, Sordariomycetes, Magnaporthales, Pyriculariaceae.
AUGCCUUCCCUGACUUUGAUCACCGACCGCCUGAUUGACAGCAGUCACGAUUUUUCAUUCUCGUCAAUCUGGGCUGUCGUCUGGGGCUUCCUCGUACAUGCUUGGACCAUUAUACGCGACUUUGUCUUCCAGCCUCACAUGUGGCCAAUCAUUCUAACCUGGAUCAUCACAUUCACCGUCAUCAUGCUCGUCUUCUCCGUGGUUGGAUUCGGGCCUGGGGGCGUCAUAGCAGGAACCUUGGCCGCGGCCUUUCAGUCUUGGAUGUAUGGCGGCUUCACUCCCGCAGGCGGCUUGUUUGCCGUCUUUACCAGCAUGGGCAUGCUGGGAAUCCUUAUGCCUGCCGCCGCCCUUCUUGCUGCGUUGGUUGCGUGUGGGCUUGCAGCCGUCGUGUGGGCGUUUGGUGUAGGGUACUAG